AUGCCUCACAUCCCGCUGACACCUCGAGAGGCACGCGGAGUUCAUUGCUUCAAAAGGCUCAAGACGUAUGCCAACUUCCCAGAAGCACCUCAGGAGGAGGCUUCUCUCAGCAAUAGGCUCAAGACGUAUGCCAUCUUCCCAGAAGCACCUCAGCAGGAGGCUUCUCUCAGCAAUAGGCUCAAGACUUAUGCCAACUUCCCAGAAGCACCUCAGGAGGAGGCUUCUCUCAGCAAUAGGCUCAAGACGUAUGCCAAUUUCCCAGAAGCACCUCAGGAGGAGGCUUCUCUCAGCAAUAGGCUCAAGACGUAUGCCAUCUUCCCAGAAGCACCUCAGCAGGAGGCUUCUCUCAGCAAUAGGCUCAAGACUUAUGCCAACUUCCCAGAAGCACCUCAGGAGGAGGCUUCUCUCAGCAAUAGGCUCAAGACGUAUGCCAACUUCCCAGAAGCACCUCAGGAGGAGGCUUCUCUCAGCAAUAGGCUCAAGACGUAUGCCAAUUUCCCAGAAGCACCUCAGGAGGAGGCUUCUCUCAGCAAUAGGCUCAAGACGUAUGCCAACUUCCCAGAAGCACCUCAGGAGGAGGCUUCUCUCAGCAAUAGGCUCAAGACGUAUGCCAACUUCCCAGAAGCACCUCAGCAGGAGGCUUCUCUCAGCAAUAGGCUCAAGACGUAUGCCAACUUCCCAGAAGCACCUCAGGAGGAGGCUUCUCUCAGCAAUAGGCUCAAGACGUAUGCCAACUUCCCAGAAGCACCUCAGGAGGAGGCUUCUCUCAGCAAUAGGCUCAAGACGUAUGCCAACUUCCCAGAAGCACCUCAGGAGGAGGCUUCUCUCAGCACUAGGCUCAAGACGUAUGCCAACUUCCCAGAAGCACCUCAGGAGGAGGCUUCUCUCAGCAAUAGGCUCAAGACGUAUGCCAACUUCCCAGAAGCACCUCAGGAGGAGGCUUCUCUCAGCCAUAGGCUCAAGACGUAUGCCAACUUCCCAGAAGCACCUCAGGAGGAGGCUUCCCUCAGCAAUAGGCUCAAGACGUAUGCCAACUUCCCCGAAGCACCUCAGGAGGAGGCUUUUCUCAGCAAUAGGCUCAAGACGUAUGCCAACUUCCCAGAAGCACCUCAGGAGGAGGCUUCUCUCAGCCAUAGGCUCAAGACGUAUGCCAACUUCCCAGAAGCACCUCAGGAGGAGGCUUCCCUCAGCAAUAGGCUCAAGACGUAUGCCAACUUCCCAGAAGCACCUCAGGAGGAGGCUUCUCUCAACAAUAGGCUCAAGACGUAUGCCAACUUCCCAGAAGCACCUCAGGAGGAGGCUUCUCUCAACAAUAGGCUCAAGACGUAUGCCAACUUCCCAGAAGCACCUCAGGAGGAGGCUUCUCUCAGCAAUAGGCUCAAGACGUAUGCCAACUUCCCAGAAGCACCUCAGGAGGAGGCUUCUCUCAGCAAUAGGCUCAAGACGUAUGCCAACUUCCCAGAAGCACCUCAGGAGGAGGCUUCUCUCAGCAAUAGGCUCAAGACGUAUGCCAACUUCCCAGAAGCACCUCAGGAGGAGGCUUCUCUCAGCAAUAGGCUCAAGACGUAUGCCAACUUCCCAGAAGCACUUCAGCAGGAGGCUUCUCUCAGCAAUAGGCUCAAGACGUAUGCCAAUUUCCCAGAAGCACCUCAGGAGGAGGCUUCUCUCAGCAAUAGGCUCAAGACGUAUGCCAACUUCCCAGAAGCACCUCAGGAGGAGGCUUCUCUCAGCAAUAGGCUCAAGACGUAUGCCAACUUCCCAGAAGCACCUCAGGAGGAGGCUUCUCUCAGCAAUAGGCUCAAGACGUAUGCCAACUUCCCAGAAGCACCUCAGGAGGAGGCUUCUCUCAGCAAUAGGCUCAAGACGUAUGCCAACUUCCCAGAAGCACCUCAGGAGGAGGCUUCUCUCAGCAAUAGGCUCAAGACGUAUGCCAUCUUCCCAGAAGCACCUCAGCAGGAGGCUUCUCUCAGCAAUAGGCUCAAGACGUAUGCCAACUUCCCAGAAGCACCUCAGGAGGAGGCUUCUCUCAGCAAUAGGCUCAAGACGUAUGCCAACUUCCCAGAAGCACCUCAGCAGGAGGCUUCUCUCAGCAAUAGGCUCAAGACGUAUGCCAACUUCCCAGAAGCACCUCAGGAGGAGGCUUCUCUCAGCAAUAGGCUCAAGACGUAUGCCAACUUCCCAGAAGCACCUCAGGAGGAGGCUUCUCUCAGCAAUAGGCUCAAGACGUAUGCCAACUUCCCAGAAGCACCUCAGGAGGAGGCUUCUCUCAGCAAUAGGCUCAAGACGUAUGCCAACUUCCCAGAAGCACAUCAGGAGGAGGCUUCUCUCAGCAAUAGGCUCAAGACGUAUGCCAACUUCCCAGAAGCACCUCAGGAGGAGGCUUCUCUCAGCAAUAGGCUCAAGACGUAUGCCAACUUCCCAGAAGCACCUCAGGAGGAGGCUUCUCUCAGCAAUAGGCUCAAGACGUAUGCCAACUUCCCAGAAGCACAUCAGGAGGAGGCUUCUCUCAGCAAUAGGCUCAAGACGUAUGCCAACUUCCCAGAAGCACCUCAGGAGGAGGCUUCUCUCAGCAAUAGGCUCAAGACGUAUGCCAACUUCCCAGAAGCACCUCAGGAGGAGGCUUCUCUCAGCAAUAGGCUCAAGACGUAUGCCAACUUCCCAGAAGCACCUCAGGAGGAGGCUUCUCUCAGCAAUAGGCUCAAGACGUAUGCCAACUUCACAGAAGCACCUCAGGAGGAGGCUUCUCUCAGCAAUAGGCUCAAGACGUAUGCCAACUUCCCAGAAGCACCACAGGAGGAGGCUUCUCUCAGCAAUAGGCUCAAGACGUAUGCCAACUUCCCAGAAGCACAUCAGGAGGAGGCUUCUCUCAGCAAUAGGCUCAAGACGUAUGCCAACUUCCCAGAAGCACAUCAGGAGGAGGCUUCUCUCAGCAAUAGGCUCAAGACGUAUGCCAACUUUCCAGAAGCACCUCAGGAGGAGGCUUCUCUCAGCAAUAGGCUCAAGACGUAUGCCAAUUUCCCAGAAGCACCACAGGAGGAGGCUUCUCUCAGCAAUAGGCUCAAGACGUAUGCCAAUUUCCCAGAAGCACCUCAGGAGGAGGCUUCUCUCAGCAAUAGGCUCAAGACGUAUGCCAACUUCACAGAAGCACCUCAGGAGGAGGCUUCUCUCAGCAAUAGGCUCAAGACGUAUGCCAACUUCCCAGAAGCACCACAGGAGGAGGCUUCUCUCAGCAAUAGGCUCAAGACGUAUGCCAACUUCCCAGAAGCACAUCAGGAGGAGGCUUCUCUCAGCAAUAGGCUCAAGACGUAUGCCAACUUCCCAGAAGCACCUCAGGAGGAGGCUUCUCUCAGCAAUAGGCUCAAGACGUAUGCCAAUUUCCCAGAAGCACCACAGGAGGAGGCUUCUCUCAGCAAUAGGCUCAAGACGUAUGCCAAUUUCCCAGAAGCACCUCAGGAGGAGGCUUCUCUCAGCAAUAGGCUCAAGACGUAUGCCAACUUCCCAGAAGCACCUCAGGAGGAGGCUUCUCUCAGCAAUAGGCUCAAGACGUAUGCCAAUUUCCCAGAAGCACCUCAGGAGGAGGCUUCUCUCAGCAAUAGGCUCAAGACGUAUGCCAACUUCCCAGAAGCACCUCAGGAGGAGGCUUCUCUCAGCAAUAGGCUCAAGACGUAUGCCAAUUUCCCAGAAGCACCUCAGGAGGAGGCUUCUCUCAGCAACAGGCUCAAGACGUAUGCCAACUUCCCAGAAGCACCUCAGGAGGAGGCUUCUCUCAGCACUAGGCUCAAGACGUAUGCCAACUUCCCAGAAGCACCUCAGGAGGAGGCUUCUCUCAGCAAUAGGCUCAAGACGUAUGCCAAUUUCCCAGAAGCACCACAGGAGGAGGCUUCUCUCAGCAAUAGGCUCAAGACGUAUGCCAAUUUCCCAGAAGCACCUCAGGAGGAGGCUUCUCUCAGCAAUAGGCUCAAGACGUAUGCCAACUUCCCAGAAGCACCUCAGGAGGAGGCUUCUCUAAGCAAUAGGCUCAAGACGUAUGCCAAUUUCCCAGAAGCACCUCAGGAGGAGGCUUCUCUCAGCAAUAGGCUCAAGACGUAUGCCAACUUCCCAGAAGCACCUCAGGAGGAGGCUUCUCUCAGCAAUAGGCUCAAGACGUAUGCCAAUUUCCCAGAAGCACCUCAGGAGGAGGCUUCUCUCAGCAACAGGCUCAAGACGUAUGCCAACUUCCCAGAAGGACCUCAGGAGGAGGCUUCUCUCAGCAAUAGGCUCAAGACGUAUGCCAACUUCCCAGAAGCACCUCAGGAGGAGGCUUCUCUCAGCAAUAGGCUCAAGACGUAUGCCAAUUUCCCAGAAGCACCUCAGGAGGAGGCUUCUCUCAGCAAUAGGCUCAAGACAUAUGCCAACUUCCCAGAAGCACCUCAGGAGGAGGCUUCUCUCAGCAAUAGGCUCAAGACGUAUGCGAAUUUCCCUGAAGCACCUCAGGAGGAAGCUUCUCUCAGCAAUAGGCUCAAGACGUAUGCCAACUUCCCAGAAGCACAUCAGGAGGAGGCUUCUCUCAGCAAUAGGCUCAAGACGUAUGCCAACUUCCCAGAAGCACCUCAGGAGGAGGCUUCUCUCAGCAAUAGGCUCAAGACGUAUGCCAACUUCCCAGAAGCACCUCAGGAGGAGGCUUCUCUCAGCAAUAGGCUCAAGACGUAUGCCAAUUUCCCAGAAGCACCUCAGGAGGAGGCUUCUCUCAGCAAUAGGCUCAAGACAUAUGCCAACUUCCCAGAAGCACCUCAGGAGGAGGCUUCUCUCAGCAAUAGGCUCAAGACGUAUGCGAAUUUCCCUGAAGCACCUCAGGAGGAAGCUUCUCUCAGCAAUAGGCUCAAGACGUAUGCCAACUUCCCAGAAGCACAUCAGGAGGAGGCUUCUCUCAGCAAUAGGCUCAAGACGUAUGCCAACUUCCCAGAAGCACCUCAGGAGGAGGCUUCUCUCAGCAAUAGGCUCAAGACGUAUGCCACCUUUCCAGAAGCACAUCAGGAGGAGGCUUCUCUCAGCAAUAGGCUCAAGACGUAUGCCAACUUCCCAGAAGCACCUCAGGAGGAGGCUUCUCUCAGCAAUAGGCUCAAGACGUAUGCCAACUUCCCAGAAGCACCUCAGGAGGAGGCUUCUCUCAGCAAUAGGCUCAAGACGUAUGCCAACUUCCCAGAAGCACCUCAGGAGGAGUCUUCUCUCAGCAAUAGGCUCAAGACGUAUGCCAACUUCCCAGAAGCACCUCAGGAAGAGGCUUCUCUCAGCAAUAGGCUCAAGACGUAUGCCAACUUCCCAGAAGCACCUCAGGAGGAGGCUUCUCUCAGCAAUAGGCUCAAGACGUAUGCCAACUUCCCAGAAGCACCUCAGGAAGAGGCUUCUCUCAGCAAUAGGCUCAAGACGUAUGCCAACUUCCCAGAAGCACCUCAGGAGGAGGCUUCUCUCAGCAAUAGGCUCAAGACGUAUGCCAACUUCCCAGAAGCACCUCAGGAGGAGUCUUCUCUCAGCAAUAGGCUCAAGACGUAUGCCAACUUCCCAGAAGCACCUCAGGAGGAGGCUUCUCUCAGCAAUAGGCUCAAGACGUAUGCCAACUUCCCAGAAGCACCUCAGGAGGAGGCUUCUCUCAGCAAUAGGCUCAAGACGUAUGCCAAUUUCCCAGAAGCACCUCAGGAGGAGGCUUCUCUCAGCAAUAGGCUCAAGACGUAUGCCAACUUCCCAGAAGCACCUCAGGAGGAGGCUUCUCUCAGCAAUAGGCUCAAGACGUAUGCCAAUUUCCCAGAAGCACCUCAGGAGGAGGCUUCUCUCAGCAAUAGGCUCAAGACGUAUGCCAAUUUCCCAGAAGCACCUCAGGAGGAGGCUUCUCUCAGCAAUAGGCUCAAGACGUAUGCCAACUUCCCAGAAGCACCUCAGGAGGAGGCUUCUCUCAGCAAUAGGCUCAAGACGUAUGCCAAUUUCCCAGAAGCACCACAGGAGGAGGCUUCUCUCAGCAAUAGGCUCAAGACGUAUGCCAAUUUCCCAGAAGCACCUCAGGAGGAGGCUUCUCUCAGCAAUAGGCUCAAGACGUAUGCCAACUUCCCAGAAGCACCUCAGGAGGAGGCUUCUCUAAGCAAUAGGCUCAAGACGUAUGCCAAUUUCCCAGAAGCACCUCAGGAGGAGGCUUCUCUCAGCAAUAGGCUCAAGACGUAUGCCAACUUCCCAGAAGCACCUCAGGAGGAGGUUUCUCUCAGCAAUAGGCUCAAGACGUAUGCCAAUUUCCCAGAAGCACCUCAGGAGGAGGCUUCUCUCAGCAACAGGCUCAAGACGUAUGCCAACUUCCCAGAAGGACCUCAGGAGGAGGCUUCUCUCAGCAAUAGGCUCAAGACGUAUGCCAACUUCCCAGAAGCACCUCAGGAGGAGGCUUCUCUCAGCAAUAGGCUCAAGACGUAUGCCAACUUCCCAGAAGCACCUCAGGAGGAGGCUUCUCUCAGCAAUAGGCUCAAGACGUAUGCCAAUUUCCCAGAAGCACCUCAGGAGGAGGCUUCUCUCAGCAAUAGGCUCAAGACAUAUGCCAACUUCCCAGAAGCACCUCAGGAGGAGGCUUCUCUCAGCAAUAGGCUCAAGACGUAUGCGAAUUUCCCUGAAGCACCUCAGGAGGAAGCUUCUCUCAGCAAUAGGCUCAAGACGUAUGCCAACUUCCCAGAAGCACAUCAGGAGGAGGCUUCUCUCAGCAAUAGGCUCAAGACGUAUGCCAACUUCCCAGAAGCACCUCAGGAGGAGGCUUCUCUCAGCAAUAGGCUCAAGACGUAUGCCAACUUCCCAGAAGCACCUCAGGAGGAGGCUUCUCUCAGCAAUAGGCUCAAGACGUAUGCCAAUUUCCCAGAAGCACCUCAGGAGGAGGCUUCUCUCAGCAAUAGGCUCAAGACAUAUGCCAACUUCCCAGAAGCACCUCAGGAGGAGGCUUCUCUCAGCAAUAGGCUCAAGACGUAUGCGAAUUUCCCUGAAGCACCUCAGGAGGAAGCUUCUCUCAGCAAUAGGCUCAAGACGUAUGCCAACUUCCCAGAAGCACAUCAGGAGGAGGCUUCUCUCAGCAAUAGGCUCAAGACGUAUGCCAACUUCCCAGAAGCACCUCAGGAGGAGGCUUCUCUCAGCAAUAGGCUCAAGACGUAUGCCACCUUUCCAGAAGCACAUCAGGAGGAGGCUUCUCUCAGCAAUAGGCUCAAGACGUAUGCCAACUUCCCAGAAGCACCUCAGGAGGAGGCUUCUCUCAGCAAUAGGCUCAAGACGUAUGCCAACUUCCCAGAAGCACCUCAGGAGGAGGCUUCUCUCAGCAAUAGGCUCAAGACGUAUGCCAACUUCCCAGAAGCACCUCAGGAGGAGUCUUUUCUCAGCAAUAGGCUCAAGACGUAUGCCAACUUCCCAGAAGCACCUCAGGAGGAGGCUUCUCUCAGCAAUAGGCUCAAGACGUAUGCCAACUUCCCAGAAGCACCUCAGGAGGAGGCUUCUCUCAGCAAUAGGCUCAAGACGUAUGCCAACUUCCCAGAAGCACCUCAGGAGGAGUCUUCUCUCAGCAAUAGGCUCAAGACGUAUGCCAACUUCCCAGAAGCACCUCAGGAGGAGGCUUCUCUCAGCAAUAGGCUCAAGACGUAUGCCAACUUCCCAGAAGCACCUCAGGAGGAGGCUUCUCUCAGCAAUAGGCUCAAGACGUAUGCCAAUUUCCCAGAAGCACCUCAGGAGGAGGCUUCUCUCAGCAAUAGGCUCAAGACGUAUGCCAACUUCCCAGAAGCACCUCAGGAGGAGGCUUCUCUCAGCAAUAGGCUCAAGACGUAUGCCAAUUUCCCAGAAGCACCUCAGGAGGAGGCUUCUCUCAGCAAUAGGCUCAAGACGUAUGCCAAUUUCCCAGAAGCACCUCAGGAGGAGGCUUCUCUCAGCAAUAGGCUCAAGACGUAUGCCAACUUCCCAGAAGCACCUCAGGAGGAGGCUUCUCUCAGCAAUAGGCUCAAGACGUAUGCCAACUUCCCAGAAGCAUAUCAGGAAGAGGCUUCUCUCAGCAAUAGGCUCAAGACGUAUGCCAACUUCCCAGAAGCACCUCAGGAGGAGGCUUCUCUCAGCAAUAGGCUCAAGACGUAUGCCAACUUCCCAGAAGCACAUCAGGAGGAGGCUUCUCUCAGCAAUAGGCUCAAGACGUAUGCCAACUUCCCAGAAGCACCUCAGGAGGAGGCUUCUCUCAGCAAUAGGCUCAAGACGUAUGCCAACUUCCCAGAAGCACCUCAGGAGGAGUCUUCUCUCAGCAAUAGGCUCAAGACGUAUGCCAACUUCCCAGAAGCACCUCAGGAGGAGGCUUCUCUCAGCAAUAGGCUCAAGACGUAUGCCAACUUCCCAGAAGCACCUCAGGAGGAGGCUUCUCUCAGCAAUAGGCUCAAGACGUAUGCCAAUUUCCCAGAAGCACCUCAGGAGGAGGCUUCUCUCAGCAAUAGGCUCAAGACGUAUGCCAACUUCCCAGAAGCACCUCAGGAGGAGGCUUCUCUCAGCAAUAGGCUCAAGACGUAUGCCAAUUUCCCAGAAGCACCUCAGGAGGAGGCUUCUCUCAGCAAUAGGCUCAAGACGUAUGCCAAUUUCCCAGAAGCACCUCAGGAGGAGGCUUCUCUCAGCAAUAGGCUCAAGACGUAUGCCAACUUCCCAGAAGGACCUCAGGAGGAGGCUUCUCUCAGCAAUAGGCUCAAGACGUAUGCCAACUUCCCAGAAGCACCUCAGGAGGAGGCUUCUCUCAGCAAUAGGCUCAAGACGUAUGCCAACUUCCCAGAAGCACCUCAGGAGGAGGCUUCUCUCAGCAAUAGGCUCAAGACGUAUGCCAAUUUCCCAGAAGCACCUCAGGAGGAGGCUUCUCUCAGCAACAGGCUCAAGACGUAUGCCAACUUCCCAGAAGCACAUCAGGAGGAGGCUUCUCUCAGCAAUAGGCUCAAGACGUAUGCCAACUUCCCAGAAGCACCUCAGGAGGAGGCUUCUCUCAGCAAUAGGCUCAAGACGUAUGCCAACUUCCCAGAAGCACAUCAGGAGGAGGCUUCUCUCAGCAAUAGGCUCAAGACGUAUGCCAACUUCCAAGAAGCACCUCAGGAGGAGGCUUCUCUCAGCAAUAGGCUCAAGACGUAUGCCAACUUCCCAGAAGCACCUCAGGAGGAGGCUUCUCUCAGCAAUAGGCUCAAGACGUAUGCCAACUUCCCAGAAGCACCUCAGGAGGAGGCUUCUCUCAGCAAUAGGCUCAAGACGUAUGCCAACUUCCCAGAAGCACCUCAGGAGCAGGCUUCUCUCAGCAAUAGGCUCAAGACGUAUGCCAACUUCCCAGAAGCACCUCAGGAGGAGGCUUCUCUCAGCAAUAGGCUCAAGACGUAUGCCAAUUUCCCAGAAGCACCUCAGGAGGAGGCUUCUCUCAGCAACAGGCUCAAGACGUAUGCCAACUUCCCAGAAGCACCUCAGGAGGAGGCUUCUCUCAGCAAUAGGCUCAAGACGUAUGCCAACUUCCCAGAAGCACCUCAGGAGGAGGCUUCUCUCAGCAAUAGGCUCAAGACGUAUGCCAAUUUCCCAGAAGCACCUCAGGAGGAGGCUUCUCUCAGCAACAGGCUCAAGACGUAUGCCAACUUCCCAGAAGCACCUCAGGAGGAGGCUUCUCUCAGCAAUAGGCUCAAGACGUAUGCCAAUUUCCCAGAAGCACCUCAGGAGGAGGCUUCUCUCAGCAACAGGCUCAAGACGUAUGCCAACUUCCCAGAAGCACCUCAGGAGGAGGCUUCUCUCAGCAAUAGGCUCAAGACGUAUGCCAACUUCCCAGAAGCACCUCAGGAGGAGGCUUCUCUCAGCAAUAGGCUCAAGACGUAUGCCAACUUCCCAGAAGCACCUCAGGAGGAGGCUUCUCUCAGCAAUAGGCUCAAGACGUAUGCCAACUUCCCAGAAGCACCUCAGGAGGAGGCUUCUCUCAGCAAUAGGCUCAAGACGUAUGCCAACUUCCCAGAAGCACCUCAGGAGGAGGCUUCUCUCAGCAAUAGGCUCAAGACGUAUGCCAAUUUCCCAGAAGCACCUCAGGAGGAGGCUUCUCUCAGCAACAGGCUCAAGACGUAUGCCAACUUCCCAGAAGCACCUCAGGAGGAGGCUUCUCUCAGCAAUAGGCUCAAGACGUAUGCCAACUUCCCAGAAGCACCUCAGGAGGAGGCUUCUCUCAGCAAUAGGCUCAAGACGUAUGCCAACUUCAGAGAAGCACCUCAGGAGGAGGCUUCUCUCAGCAAUAGGCUCAAGACGUAUGCCAACUUCCCAGAAGCACCUCAGGAGGAGGCUUCUCUCAGCAAUAGGCUCAAGACGUAUGCCAACUUCCCAGAAGGACCUCAGGAGGAGGCUUCUCUCAGCAAUAGGCUCAAGACGUACGCCAACUUCCCAGAAGCACCUCAGGAGGAGGCUUCUCUCAGCAAUAGGCUCAAGACGUAUGCCAACUUCCCAGAAGGACCUCAGGAGGAGGCUUCUCUCAGCAAUAGGCUCAAGACGUAUGCGAACUUCCCAGAAGGACCUCAGGAGGAGGCUUCUCUCAGCAAUAGGCUCAAGACGUAUGCCAACUUCCCAGAAGCACCUCAGGAGGAGGCUUCUCUCAGCAAUAGGCUCAAGACGUAUGCCAACUUCCCAGAAGCACCUCAGGAGGAGGCUUCUCUCAGCAAUAGGCUCAAGACGUAUGCCAACUUCCCAGAAGGACCUCAGGAGGAGGCUUCUCUCAGCAAUAGGCUCAAGACGUAUGCCAACUUCCCAGAAGCACCUCAGGAGGAGGCUUCUCUCAGCAAUAGGCUCAAGACGUAUGCCAACUUCCCAGAAGGACCUCAGGAGGAGGCUUCUCUCAGCAAUAGGCUCAAGACGUAUGCCAACUUCCCAGAAGCACCUCAGGAGGAGGCUUCUCUCAGCAAUAGGCUCAAGACGUAUGCCAACUUCCCAGAAGCACCUCAGGAGGAGGCUUCUCUCAGCAAUAGGCUCAAGACGUAUGCCAACUUCCCAGAAGCACCUCAGGAGGAGGCUUCUCUCAGCAAUAGGCUCAAGACGUAUGCCAACUUCCCAGAAGGACCUCAGGAGGAGGCUUCUCUCAGCAAUAGGCUCAAGACGUAUGCCAACUUCCCAGAAGCACCUCAGGAGGAGGCUUCUCUCAGCAAUAGGCUCAAGACGUAUGCCAACUUCCCAGAAGCACCUCAGGAGGAGGCUUCUCUCAGCAAUAGGCUCAAGACGUAUGCCAACUUCCCAGAAGCACCUCAGGAGGAGGCUUCUCUCAGCAAUAGGCUCAAGACGUAUGCCAACUUCCCAGAAGGACCUCAGGAGGAGGCUUCUCUCAGCAAUAGGCUCAAGACGUAUGCCAACUUCCCAGAAGCACCUCAGGAGGAGGCUUCUCUCAGCAAUAGGCUCAAGACGUAUGCCAACUUCCCAGAAGCACCUCAGGAGGAGGCUUCUCUCAGCAAUAGGCUCAAGACGUAUGCCAACUUCCCAGAAGGACCUCAGGAGGAGGCUUCUCUCAGCAAUAGGCUCAAGACGUAUGCCAACUUCCCAGAAGGACCUCAGGAGGAGGCUUCUCUCAGCAAUAGGCUCAAGACGUAUGCCAACUUCCCAGAAGGACCUCAGGAGGAGGCUUCUCUCAGCAAUAGGCUCAAGACGUAUGCCAACUUCCCAGAAGCACCUCAGGAGGAGGCUUCUCUCAGCAAUAGGCUCAAGACGUAUGCCAACUUCCCAGAAGGACCUCAGGAGGAGGCUUCUCUCAGCAAUAGGCUCAAGACGUAUGCCAACCUCCCAGAAGCACCUCAGGAGGAGGCUUCUCUCAGCAAUAGGUUCAAGACGUAUGCCAACUUCCCAGAAGGACCUCAGGAGGAGUAUUCUCUCAGCAAUAGGCUCAAGACGUAUGCCAACUUCCCAGAAGCACCUCAGGAGGAGGCUUCUCUCAGCAAUAGGCUCAAGACGUAUGCCAACUUCCCAGAAGCACCUCAGGAGGAGGCUUCUCUCAGCAAUAGGCUCAAGACGUAUGCCAACUUCCCAGAAGCACCUCAGGAGGAGGCUUCUCUCAGCAAUAGGCUCAAGACGUAUGCCAACUUCCCAGAAGCACCUCAGGAGGAGGCUUCUCUCAGCAAUAGGCUCAAGACGUAUGCCAACUUCCCAGAAGCACCUCAGGAGGAGGCUUCUCUCAGCAAUAGGCUCAAGACGUAUGCCAACUUCCCAGAAGGACCUCAGGAGGAGGCUUCUCUCAGCAAUAGGCUCAAGACGUAUGCCAACCUCCCAGAAGCACCUCAGGAGGAGGCUUCUCUCAGCAAUAGGUUCAAGACGUAUGCCAACUUCCCAGAAGGACCUCAGGAGGAGUAUUCUCUCAGCAAUAGGCUCAAGACGUAUGCCAACUUCCCAGAAGCACCUCAGGAGGAGGCUUCUCUCAGCAAUAGGCUCAAGCCGUAUGCCAACUUCCCAGAAGGACCUCAGGAGGAGGCUUCUCUCAGCAAUAGGCUCAAGCGGUAUGCCAACUUCCCAGAAGCACCUCAGGAGGAGGCUUCUCUCAGCAAUAGGCUCAAGCCGUAUGCCAACUUCCCAGAAGGACCUCAGGAGGAGGCUUCUCUCAGCAAUAGGCUCAAGCCGUAUGCCAACUUCCCAGAAGGACCUCAGGAGGAGGCUUCUCUCAGCAAUAGGCUCAAGCCGUAUGCCAACUUCCCAGAAGGACCUCAGGAGGAGGCUUCUCUCAGCAAUAGGCUCAAGACGUAUGCCAACUUCCCAGAAGCACCUCAGGAGGAGGCUUCUCUCAGCAAUAGGCUCAAGCCGUAUGCCAACUUCCCAGAAGGACCUCAGGAGGAGGCUUCUCUCAGCAAUAGGCUCAAGCCGUAUGCCAACUUCCCAGAAGGACCUCAGGAGGAGGCUUCUCUCAGCAAUAGGCUCAAGCCGUAUGCCAACUUCCCAGAAGGACCUCAGGAGGAGGCUUCUCUCAGCAAUAGGCUCAAGACGUAUGCCAACUUCCCAGAAGCACCUCAGGAGGAGGCUUCUCUCAGCAAUAGGCUCAAGACGUAUGCCAACUUCCCAGAAGCACCUCAGGAGGAGGCUUCUCUCAGCAAUAGGCUCAAGCCGUAUGCCAACUUCCCAGAAGGACCUCAGGAGGAGGCUUCUCUCAGCAAUAGGCUCAAGCCGUAUGCCAACUUCCCAGAAGGACCUCAGGAGGAGGCUUCUCUCAGCAAUAGGCUCAAGACGUAUGCCAACUUCCCAGAAGCACCUCAGGAGGAGGCUUCUCUCAGCAAUAGGUUCAAGACGUAUGCCAACUUCCCAGAAGCACCUCAGGAGGAGGCAUCUCUCAGCAAUAGGCUCAAGACGUACGCCAACUUCCCAGAAGGACCUCAGGAGGAGGCUUCUCUCAGCAAUAGGCUCAAGACGUAUGCCAACUUCCCAGAAGCACCUCAGGAGGAGGCUUCUCUCAGCAAUAGGCUCAAGACGUAUGCCAACUUCCCAGAAGCACCUCAGGAGGAGGCUUAUCUCAGCAAUAGGCUCAAGACGUACGCCAACUUCCCAGAAGGACCUCAGGAGGAGGCUUCUCUCAGCAAUAGGUUCAAGACGUAUGCCAGCUUCCCAGAAGCACCUCAGGAGGAGGCUUCUCUCAGCAAUAGGUUCAAGACGUAUGCCAACUUCCCAGAAGCACCUCAGGAGGAGGCUUCUCUCAGCAAUAGGCUCAAGACGUAUGCCAACUUCCCAGAAGCACCUCAGGAGGAGGCUUCUCUCAGCAAUAGGCUCAAGACGUAUGCCAACUUCCCAGAAGCACCUCAGGAGGAGGCUUCUCUCAGCAAUAGGCUCAAGACGUACGCCAACUUCCCAGAAGGACCUCAGGAGGAGGCUUCUCUCAGCAAUAGGCUCAAGACGUAUGCGAACUUCCCAGAAGCACCUCAGGAGGAGGCUUCUCUCAGCAAUAGGCUCAAGACGUACGCCAACUUCCCAGAAGGACCUCAGGAGGAGGCUUCUCUCAGCAAUAGGCUCAAGACGUAUGCGAACUUCCCAGAAGCACCUCAGGAGGAGGCUUCUCUCAGCAAUAGGCUCAAGACGUACGCCAACUUCCCAGAAGGACCUCAGGAGGAGGCUUCUCUCAGCAAUAGGCUCAAGACGUACGCCAACUUCCCAGAAGGAUCUCAGGAGGAGGCUUCUCUCAGCAAUAGGCUCAAGACGUAUGCCAACUUCCCAGAAGCACCUCAGGAGGAGGCUUCUCUCAGCAAUAGGCUCAAGACGUAUGCCAACUUCCCAGAAGCACCUCAGGAGGAGGCUUCUCUCAGCAAUAGGCUCAAGACGUAUGCCAACUUCCCAGAAGCACCUCAGGAGGAGGCUUCUCUCAGCAAUAGGCUCAAGACGUAUGCCAACUUCCCAGAAGCACCUCAGGAGGAGGCUUCUCUCAGCAAUAGGCUCAAGACGUAUGCCAACUUCCCAGAAGCACCUCAGGAGGAGGCUUCUCUCAGCAAUAGGCUCAAGACGUAUGCCAACUUCCCAGAAGCACCUCAGGAGGAGGCUUCUCUCAGCAAUAGGCUCAAGACGUAUGCCAACUUCCCAGAAGCACCUCAGGAGGAGGCUUCUCUCAGCAAUAGGCUCAAGACGUAUGCCAACUUCCCAGAAGCACCUCAGGAGGAGGCUUCUCUCAGCAAUAGGCUCAAGACGUAUGCCAACUUCCCAGAAGCACCUCAGGAGGAGGCUUCUCUCAGCAAUAGGCUCAAGACGUAUGCCAACUUCCCAGAAGCACCUCAGGAGGAGGCUUCUCUCAGCAAUAGGCUCAAGACGUAUGCCAACUUCCCAGAAGGACCUCAGGAGGAGGCUUCUCUCAGCAAUAGGCUCAAGACGUAUGCCAACUUCCCAGAAGGACCUCAGGAGGAGGCUUCUCUCAGCAAUAGGCUCAAGACGUAUGCCAACUUCCCAGAAGCACCUCAGGAGGAGGCUUCUCUCAGCAAUAGGCUCAAGACGUAUGCCAACUUCCCAGAAGGACCUCAGGAGGAGGCUUCUCUCAGCAAUAGGCUCAAGACGUAUGCCAACUUCCCAGAAGGACCUCAGGAGGAGGCUUCUCUCAGCAAUAGGCUCAAGACGUAUGCCAACUUCCCAGAAGCACCUCAGGAGGAGGCUUCUCUCAGCAAUAGGCUCAAGACGUAUGCCAACUUCCCAGAAGGACCUCAGGAGGAGGCUUCUCUCAGCAAUAGGCUCAAGACGUAUGCCAACCUCCCAGAAGCACCUCAGGAGGAGGCUUCUCUCAGCAAUAGGUUCAAGACGUAUGCCAACUUCCCAGAAGGACCUCAGGAGGAGUAUUCUCUCAGCAAUAGGCUCAAGACGUAUGCCAACUUCCCAGAAGCACCUCAGGAGGAGGCUUCUCUCAGCAAUAGGCUCAAGACGUAUGCCAACUUCCCAGAAGCACCUCAGGAGGAGGCUUCUCUCAGCAAUAGGCUCAAGACGUAUGCCAACUUCCCAGAAGCACCUCAGGAGGAGGCUUCUCUCAGCAAUAGGCUCAAGACGUAUGCCAACUUCCCAGAAGCACCUCAGGAGGAGGCUUCUCUCAGCAAUAGGCUCAAGACGUAUGCCAACUUCCCAGAAGCACCUCAGGAGGAGGCUUCUCUCAGCAAUAGGCUCAAGACGUAUGCCAACUUCCCAGAAGGACCUCAGGAGGAGGCUUCUCUCAGCAAUAGGCUCAAGACGUAUGCCAACCUCCCAGAAGCACCUCAGGAGGAGGCUUCUCUCAGCAAUAGGCUCAAGACGUAUGCCAACUUCCCAGAAGCACCUCAGGAGGAGGCUUCUCUCAGCAAUAGGCUCAAGCCGUAUGCCAACUUCCCAGAAGGACCUCAGGAGGAGGCUUCUCUCAGCAAUAGGCUCAAGACGUAUGCCAACUUCCCAGAAGCACCUCAGGAGGAGGCUUCUCUCAGCAAUAGGCUCAAGCCGUAUGCCAACUUCCCAGAAGGACCUCAGGAGGAGGCUUCUCUCAGCAAUAGGCUCAAGCCGUAUGCCAACUUCCCAGAAGGACCUCAGGAGGAGGCUUCUCUCAGCAAUAGGCUCAAGACGUAUGCCAACUUCCCAGAAGCACCUCAGGAGGAGGCUUCUCUCAGCAAUAGGCUCAAGCCGUAUGCCAACUUCCCAGAAGGACCUCAGGAGGAGGCUUCUCUCAGCAAUAGGCUCAAGCCGUAUGCCAACUUCCCAGAAGGACCUCAGGAGGAGGCUUCUCUCAGCAAUAGGCUCAAGACGUAUGCCAACUUCCCAGAAGCACCUCAGGAGGAGGCUUCUCUCAGCAAUAGGCUCAAGCCGUAUGCCAACUUCCCAGAAGGACCUCAGGAGGAGGCUUCUCUCAGCAAUAGGCUCAAGCCGUAUGCCAACUUCCCAGAAGGACCUCAGGAGGAGGCUUCUCUCAGCAAUAGGCUCAAGACGUAUGCCAACUUCCCAGAAGCACCUCAGGAGGAGGCUUCUCUCAGCAAUAGGCUCAAGCCGUAUGCCAACUUCCCAGAAGGACCUCAGGAGGAGGCUUCUCUCAGCAAUAGGCUCAAGACGUAUGCCAACUUCCCAGAAGCACCUCAGGAGGAGGCUUCUCUCAGCAAUAGGUUCAAGACGUAUGCCAACUUCCCAGAAGCACCUCAGGAGGAGGCAUCUCUCAGCAAUAGGCUCAAGACGUACGCCAACUUCCCAGAAGGACCUCAGGAGGAGGCUUCUCUCAGCAAUAGGCUCAAGACGUAUGCCAACUUCCCAGAAGCACCUCAGGAGGAGGCUUCUCUCAGCAAUAGGCUCAAGACGUAUGCCAACUUCCCAGAAGCACCUCAGGAGGAGGCUUAUCUCAGCAAUAGGCUCAAGACGUACGCCAACUUCCCAGAAGGACCUCAGGAGGAGGCUUCUCUCAGCAAUAGGUUCAAGACGUAUGCCAGCUUCCCAGAAGCACCUCAGGAGGAGGCUUCUCUCAGCAAUAGGUUCAAGACGUAUGCCAACUUCCCAGAAGCACCUCAGGAGGAGGCUUCUCUCAGCAAUAGGCUCAAGACGUAUGCCAACUUCCCAGAAGCACCUCAGGAGGAGGCUUCUCUCAGCAAUAGGCUCAAGACGUAUGCCAACUUCCCAGAAGCACCUCAGGAGGAGGCUUCUCUCAGCAAUAGGCUCAAGACGUACGCCAACUUCCCAGAAGGACCUCAGGAGGAGGCUUCUCUCAGCAAUAGGCUCAAGACGUAUGCCAACUUCCCAGAAGCACCUCAGGAGGAGGCUUCUCUCAGCAAUAGGCUCAAGACGUACGCCAACUUCCCAGAAGGACCUCAGGAGGAGGCUUCUCUCAGCAAUAGGCUCAAGACGUACGCCAACUUCCCAGAAGGAUCUCAGGAGGAGGCUUCUCUCAGCAAUAGGCUCAAGACGUAUGCCAACUUCCCAGAAGCACCUCAGGAGGAGGCUUCUCUCAGCAAUAGGCUCAAGACGUAUGCCAACUUCCCAGAAGCACCUCAGGAGGAGGCUUCUCUCAGCAAUAGGCUCAAGACGUAUGCCAACUUCCCAGAAGCACCUCAGGAGGAGGCUUCUCUCAGCAAUAGGCUCAAGACGUAUGCCAACUUCCCAGAAGCACCUCAGGAGGAGGCUUCUCUCAGCAAUAGGCUCAAGACGUAUGCCAACUUCCCAGAAGCACCUCAGGAGGAGGCUUCUCUCAGCAAUAGGCUCAAGACGUAUGCCAACUUCCCAGAAGCACCUCAGGAGGAGGCUUCUCUCAGCAAUAGGCUCAAGACGUAUGCCAACUUCCCAGAAGCACCUCAGGAGGAGGCUUCUCUCAGCAAUAGGCUCAAGACGUAUGCCAACUUCCCAGAAGCACCUCAGGAGGAGGCUUCUCUCAGCAAUAGGCUCAAGACGUAUGCCAACUUCCCAGAAGCACCUCAGGAGGAGGCUUCUCUCAGCAAUAGGCUCAAGACGUAUGCCAACUUCCCAGAAGCACCUCAGGAGGAGGCUUCUCUCAGCAAUAGGCUCAAGACGUAUGCCAACUUCCCAGAAGCACCUCAGGAGGAGGCUUCUCUCAGCAAUAGGCUCAAGACGUAUGCCAACUUCCCAGAAGCACCUCAGGAGGAGGCUUCUCUCAGCAAUAGGCUCAAGACGUAUGCCAACUUCCCAGAAGCACCUCAGGAGGAGGCUUCUCUCAGCAAUAGGCUCAAGACGUAUGCCAACUACCCAGAAGCACCUCAGGAGGAGGCUUCUCUCAGCAAUAGGCUCAAGACGUAUGCCAACUUCCCAGAAGCACCUCAGGAGGAGUCUUCUCUCAGCAAUAGGCUCAAGACGUAUGCCAACUACCCAGAAGCACCUCAGGAGGAGGCUUCUCUCAGCAAUAGGCUCAAGACGUAUGCCAACUUCCCAGAAGCACCUCAGGAGGAGUCUUCUCUCAGCAAUAGGCUCAAGACGUAUGCCAACUUCCCAGAAGCACCUCAGGAGGAGGCUUCUCUCAGCAAUAGGCUCAAGACGUAUGCCAACUUCCCAGAAGCACCUCAGGAGGAGGCUUCUCUCAGCAAUAGGCUCAAGACGUAUGCCAACUUUCCAGAAGCACCUCAAGAGGAGGCUUCUCUCAGCAAUAGGGCCAUCCCCGCCGUAAGUCGAGAACAUACCCCAGGUCCCCGUCGAAACUCGAGAAAAACCAUGAGACUUCCCCCUAGAUGCGAGAUGAGGCCCGAUUUCAAUGCAUUGCAUGCAGAGCAAUUCCGUGAUCCCCAUCAAAGAAGUCAGGAGCUUCGACUUGCUUAA
Molecule: messenger RNA, 18702 nt
Organism: Rangifer tarandus platyrhynchus (Svalbard reindeer)
Lineage: Eukaryota; Metazoa; Chordata; Mammalia; Artiodactyla; Cervidae
Source: the annotation of a GenBank genome assembly